AUGUUUGUCCUGCGGAAUGUUGGAAAGCUGAUCUUCGGCUCCAGCGCCCAGGAAUCUCUCAUCGAGCUGCCCCAGGGCCAGCUGUACCUCGUUCGCCCCCUCUCCCCCAAAGGCUACUCGGAGCUCAUCUUCAAGGACGCUGCCAUCCGCAUCCGCCGCACGAAUCAAGAUUUUCACUACCAGCUCGUUGUACAACGCGCCUUUGAGGAAGGCGAGGAGGAGCUUCUCGCCGAGGAAGAGGGAGACGACGCUGAAAUUGACGCCCUCGCCAGCGAGCGCGACGAAAAGACCUUUUUGCUCGACGAGGCUCUGCACUUUCGAGUCGAGACCCGCGAAGGCGGCGAUAGCGUCAUUGCCUGGCGCGAUCUCAGUGGUGACACCGGUGACGUCUACGAAUUUGUUUGCGACGCCGCCGUUCCUGCCAACCAGCUCCAACUCUUCCUGCGCGCCGCCCAGGAGUGCCAAUACGAGCGCAAGUAUCGCAAGCCCAAUACCACCGCCUCCGACGAGGAUCUCCAGCAGUUUGAGUUUCACGAGGAGCUGCCCAUCCCGCCCGCUAGCCCCCUCAACAGCCCGUCACUCACCCGCUCCAUCGAUUCCACCGAGUUCAUGGCACCUACAACUCCGAGCAAGCAGCGCACGCCUGCCACUCCCGCAACUGUUCCCGUGGAGAGCAAGACGGCCGGCCCCGUCUACGAUGCCAGCAACCCGCCCAAGCCCAAGGAAAUUUACGCUAGCAUCUCUGCCGAGCUGCACGUCUACGACCCCCAGCCAGGCCACUUUGCCAUGGUCGACGACUCGGUAAUUGCCACCGUUUCCGAGGUUGGCCAGUGGGAAUACUGGCUGCAGAUAGAGGGCCAAAAGCCGUGGGUGGGGACGCCAGUUGUCUCUGACUUUAACCCCGUCUUUGAUUUCCAGUUCCUCUCAUUCGUCUUUAAUCACUUUAGCCCUGAUGGCACAGCUCGCUCUUGGCUGCUACGAUUCAAGGAUCAGCCCACUCUGGAAAGAUUCCAGGAAGCCAUUAUGCAGGCCAUUUGGGAAAGGCUCAACGAGACAAAGUGGGCCAAGAUUCAAGAAAAGGAACGCGAAUAUGUUCUCGACUCCAUGGGCGACCUCACUAUGGAGGAUGCUCCUCUUGUAGAGGAGGAAGAGGAAGAGGAAGAGGAGGAUGAGGUCGAUGAAGAGGGCAUUCGAAGCGACGCAUAUGAUAGUGACGAAGACGAGGAAGAGGAGCAAGAAAAGGAUGACCGCGAGAUCAACUCGCAACUCGCCGUCGGCUACAAACAUGACCGCUCUUUUGUCGUCCGUGGCUCCAAGAUUGGCGUCUUCUCACACACCAACGACAACCGUCUCAAGUUCUCCACCAACAUCUCCAAGGUCACCACCCCCAAGGGCAAGCUCAUGAACCCCAAAAAGGUCAUGCUCCAUGGCGAAGACCGCGAUCUCAUUAUCCAGAACAAUGUCGACCCGAACAAGCUCUAUCGCAUGGAUAUUGAAUACGGCAAGGUUGUUGACGAGUGGAAUGUCCACGAUGAUAUUCCCGUCAUCAACUUUGCUCCCGAGAAUAAAUUUGCCCAGAUGACCUCGGAGCAGACUUUCCUCGGUGUCUCCAACAAUGCUCUGUUCCGUGUCGAUCCCCGUCUCGCCGGCAACAAGCUUGUUGACUCGGACAUGAAGCAGUACGCCUCCAAGAAUGACUUUUCAUCUCUUGCAACCACCGAAAAGGGUUAUAUUGCCGUCGCCAGCAACAAGGGUGACAUUCGUCUCUUUGACCGUCUCGGCAUUCGCGCCAAGACCCAGUUGCCUGCGCUCGGUGACCCCAUUACCGGUAUGGAUGUCUCUGCCGAUGGCCGCUGGAUUCUCGGCACCACUCAAAACUACAUUCUGCUCGUCGAUGCCAUGCAAAAGGACGGCAAGAACGAGGGCAAGCUGGGCUUCGAAAAGGGUUUCUCGGCUGACACAAAGCCGCGCCCCCGCCGUCUGGCUCUUACGGCCGAGCAUGUGGCGCAAUUCUACCACGAGACGGGCAAGCCCAUUGCCUUCACCCCCGCCAAGUUCAACACGGGCGAGGGUGCCGAGGAGACGAGCAUCAUUACAGCCACGGGCCCAUACAUUAUCGAAUGGAACCUCAAACGUGUCCUGCGCGGCAUGAAGGCGCCAUACAAGAUCAAGCGCUACGAGGACGAGGUCAAGGCCGAUGAUUUCAAGUUUGGUUCCGACAAGAAUGUCAUUGUCGCUCUGCCCAACGAAGUCAACAUGGUGGCCAAGCAGAGCUUCCGCAAACCCACGCGCGAGAGCAUCAUCGGUAAUGUCCGUGUUUCCUCCGGCGGCCACAGAAGCUCGUCUGCGAAUAAAAUUGGCACGCCCUUGAGUAGCCGCUACAAGCUAGGCCGUGACGACAUUGUGAAUUCGCCAUACUGA
This is a messenger RNA of Beauveria bassiana ARSEF 2860, 2421 nucleotides long. Its product is annotated as VID27 cytoplasmic protein. The record is from RefSeq and is a predicted model, not a curated record. Bases 1 to 2421 code for a protein of 806 amino acids. Lineage: Eukaryota; Fungi; Ascomycota; Sordariomycetes; Hypocreales; Cordycipitaceae. Gene Ontology annotation, molecular function: protein binding. The transcript is spliced from 2 exons. Gene Ontology annotation, cellular component: cytoplasm; nucleus.